Toxotes jaculatrix (banded archerfish) is the source of this 783-nucleotide messenger RNA. It is a transcript of the gene adat2, whose product is annotated as adenosine deaminase tRNA specific 2. The record is from RefSeq and is a predicted model, not a curated record. Bases 129 to 689 code for a protein of 186 amino acids. Lineage: Eukaryota; Metazoa; Chordata; Actinopteri; Toxotidae. Gene Ontology annotation, molecular function: tRNA-specific adenosine-34 deaminase activity; zinc ion binding. Gene Ontology annotation, biological process: tRNA wobble adenosine to inosine editing. The transcript is spliced from 6 exons. Gene Ontology annotation, cellular component: cytoplasm; nucleus.
UCCUCCCGUGUGAAUGCGUGGUCCGUACGUUUCAGAACGUGAAUAAAAGUGAGAUAAGCUACGGCCUGUCAUCACAAUGAGACUGAAAUGAGUUUCAUUUAAGUUAAGAAGCAGUAGCAGUAAUCACCAUGGGAACGCAGGGAGAAAGUAAAGCUGCGUUGGCGGAGAGCUUUUAUCCGAGUGACGAGGAAACGGUGAAGUGGAUGGCCAACGCGUUCGACAUGGCUAAAGAUGCUCUGGAGAACGGAGAGGUGCCUGUUGGAUGCCUGAUGGUCUAUAACAAUGAAAUCGUGGGCAAAGGACGGAACGAAGUCAACGAGACCAAAAAUGCGACCCGUCACGCUGAGAUGGUUGCUCUGGACCAGCUCAUGGACUGGUGUCGCCAUAGCAACCUGGACGUGAGGCGCGUGUGCGAGCGAACCGCCCUGUAUGUCACCGUGGAACCGUGCAUCAUGUGUGCCGCUGCCCUACGCCUGCUCAAUAUCCCAGUGGUCGUGUACGGUUGCAGGAACGAGCGGUUUGGAGGCUGCGGUUCGGUUCUGGAUGUGUCGUCUGCAAACCUACCUCAGACCGGGACCACAUUCAAGUGUGUUUCAGGUCACAGAGCAGAGGAAGCUGUAGAGAUGCUGAAGACUUUCUACAAACAGGAGAAUCCAAAUGCUCCAAAACCCAAAACAAGGAAGGACUGAGAUUUUCCAGACCGACGAGCUGUACAUUUACUUUUUAUAUUUCUUAUAUUUCCCUUUUCAUAUUGUUGUAAUUUAAUAAAUGAUAUAAACCUUU